AUGGCACAAUUAUUAAAUAAAAUAAGGAUUUGGAUUGAAAGGAUGUUAGGGGAAAUGAUGAAGGAAGAUACUGAAGGAACUGGUAAGAGUCUAUGCGAAGGGAUGGAACAAGGAGGGAAUGGAAUGACUGAGGGGCAGAGGGAGGUGUGUGCCUUCAUUGUAAGAAAUUUGUUAAAAAUAAAGGAACUAAGUGGGGGUCAAUGUGAAAGCGGAAAUGCUGAUAAGGAAAUGGAAGAGUACGUCUACUGCGCAGUAAUAAAUAUGUGGAUAUAUGAAUAUAGGCAGGUACACUGUGAAACGGAAAAUGUUAUAACGAAUGCAUUCGGUGCAAUGGAAAAAGUGAAAGGGGGAUUUGGUGCACGAACUCAGUGUGAAGAAUGUGCGUAUAAAAUAAUGGAACAUAUGAAUAUGGGGCACAUGGAUAUGUUAGGAGUUAUUCGUGCUGCCAUGGAAGUAAAGGAAAAAAUUAUGGCUUUAAUAAAGAAGAAACCAGAAAAACCAUGUCCAAAACAGAAAAAUGCUCUAUCAGCAUUAGUUCCUUCAUCUGAUAGUGAUAUGGGGACUACAGCACAUCCACAACAACAACAACAUCAACAAACAGGAGAAGGAGUAGCGAAGCCAGUUACCGUCCCCGUCACCACUACAAGCACAACAACAAGACCAUAUCAAUUCUUAACCAAAUUAUUGGAAAGGUGGAUAAUAGCACGAGGCAUGAACGAUGUGGAAGAUUUCGGGAAACUUAUAUGGCAAGACCUAAGAAUUGCGUUCGACGACAUGAUGAAUAAUGUCCUGGAGGACGCGAACGAUGAAAAAACAAUGUGUGCCAGAGUAGGUCCAGACGGUAAGCAAAUGCUCAAUAGGGACAAUGACAGUAAGGAGUUAUGUAAAAUGCUAAUGAAAAUAUCGAUGUGGAUAGAUGGAUGGGAGCAGAAAUUCAAUAGUAAGAAGAGGUGGCAUUGGGUACCAAGAGAACGGGAGAAAAAGGCAAAAGAGAGAAGAUUACAGAAUUAUCUAAGAUGUCUAAUAGGUAAAGUAACCAUGGUGGGAAUGUUUAAAACACAUUGUAAGUUAGGUAAAGUGGCUCCAGUAAUUAAAAGUAAUAUGGACGAAAAAAGGAAGGAAGGAAAGAUUAAGAAUAGAAGUGGAAUAUGUGAUGAAAUAGAUAAUGCAAGUUUAGGGGUGGGGGGAAAAUUAAUAUGGGAAGAAUUAGAUAAGUGGAUAAAUGGCUAUACAAGGCAGGCGAAUAAGGCAAAAGGCUUCCGGGAAGUAGAGGCAGGGAAGAGCCCACUGCACACAAUAAAGGGACAGGGGAAGAGAGGUUGCCUAACAGGGAAGGAAAAAAAGGAAAGGUCAGAAACCUUCGAGGAACUAGGAAUAGUAGUCACCUCAGGGGAAAAAGACAACAUAGCAGAGGACACUGUAAAUUGGAAAAAAAGUGCUAUAGGGGAUAUGUUAAAAAAAGUUAAACAAAAAGAAGAUCAAAGAAGGAAGAAAAUGGGAUGCCCCGAUACUAACCCUAGCGGAUUCGAGGAAGGAGAAGAACUUACUAUUAGUGAAUGGUUCACACACUUCUUUAAUGAACCAACAAAUGAUCCAGAUGAGAAGUUUGAUUGGGAUAAGUACGAUGGAUAUAAGAGUGUGUGUGAGACCAAUAGCUUGGGGGAUGGUAAAUUUGACCCCAGUAAACAUGGGGAGUUCUGUAAAAUUAUGUUAAAAAAUGUCAUGAUGGUUACAAAUAAGAAGAAUGUGUAUAACCCAAUGGACCAGAACCCUGCAUGUCGGGGGAAGCAUAUCCCACUCUGCGAUCUAUUAAAAGUAUGGAUGUAUUAUAUGAGUACCGUCUGUGCACCAAAGGAAGUUGCAGAUUAUGUUUUUACUGCUGUGGAGGCAUUAAGCCAAGAGUGGGGGAAGGAAGACUAUGUGAAGUGUGAAUACAAAGGAGUUGUAGAUCUUUAUAGGGGGAAUACAGAUAUGUUAUAUGAAGUGCACAAAUUAUUGCAGAAUAUUAUUAAUAGUAAUAUGUUAGGUGCAUUAAGUAAAAGGAAAUGGUGCGACGAGAGUACAAGACAAUAUCAAACGAACUUAAUGGAAAGUAGUACGCGUGCAAGGAGUGAUAAAGGAGAAAACAAUUCAAUCGUCAGUCAUAAUAGUGAGGGUACAGGGAUGGAGGACACCAUUAAGAAAAUUAAAGUAAGAAUGGAAGAGGAGGAAGAAGAAUUGAAGGGUGUAAUGGAAGUUGUUGAAGAAGUAGUGCAUCAACAACAACAACAACAAUCACAAGCAGUCCAACCUCAAGGACCACCCCCUCCAGUACCACGUGCUGAGGAAGAGAGGGGGGAUGGUAAAUACAAGGUACAGACGGUGCAAGAACCUCAACCCCCCCAACAGAGGGAACUACAGCCCCAAGCACCAUCAGCCCCUGCCACACCAUCUGCUCCUUUACCUGCUCCUGCUGUCCCAGGUGUGGGUGCAGAUGGUCCAGGUGGUGGUCCCCCUGCUGCCCCAGAUGAUAGCCCAGUUGACCAAGUUGGCAACCCAGCUGGUCCACGUGUACCAGGUGGUCUAGGUGCUGGUAGUCCUGAGGAUCCGUCCAAUCAACAAACUGGUCCGAAGUUAACUUCUCCAAGUACAAAAAAUACGGAAGACCUCGGGAAAACUGAAGUAGCAGUUGGUCCAGCAUCAAUAACAACAACAAUGGACUCUGGGAAAGUUACAAGAACUAAAGAUGGUCCAGGGAGGGGGGGUGGCGAAGCCACCCCCCUUCCUAUUCCAGUCGCACUUAGUAACAAGGUUGACCUCCUUACCCCAUACCUUCCUACAAUCCCUGUUGCCAUCGCCAUCUCUGUCAUAAGUUAUCUCCUUUGGAAGUAUUUUGCCGUUCUUGGUAAAAGCAGAAAACGUCACAGAAGAGCACAUCAAGUACCUGGUCUUCCAUCCUCAGAAGAACAACUCCUUGAUCAUGUGGAACAGGCGGAUGGUCCACAUGAAUAUACCUUAGUUAAGAAGCGAAAACAACCAAGAUCUGUUCCAACGGGAAUAAAGAGUUCAAAAGGAUGUAUUGGUCGCCGCAUGAUUAUUGAUAUUCAUUUAGAAGUCUUAGACGAAUGUCAAAAGGGGGACACCAAACUGGUUCAGGAAGACUUUUUUGAAAUUUUGGUUCAAGAAUUUAUGGGAAGCGAAUUCAUAAAAGAAGACUUUGUUCCUAAGGAAGAGCAUGUUCCAUAUGCAGAUUCCGGGUUUAGGGAGGAAGACUUUCUGCCUAAGGGACAAAUUUUUAUCGUUGAUAUUCCUAAGGAGGAUGUUCCUAAUGAACAGGUUCCAUGUUCAGAUUUCGGUUUUUAG
Plasmodium coatneyi is the source of this 3342-nucleotide messenger RNA. RefSeq names its product SICA antigen. The record is from RefSeq and is a predicted model, not a curated record. NCBI's taxonomy places the organism in Eukaryota, Apicomplexa, Aconoidasida, Haemosporida, Plasmodiidae. The transcript has 5 exons. Bases 1 to 3342 code for a protein of 1113 amino acids.